GUCCACUGCAGAUAGUCGUGGGUGUUGUCCCUUUUCCUGCAAACCCUAAACCUAACCCCAUCCCUAACCCUAGUUCUUAGAGAAGAGGAACCCAAUUUCAUUGCUCUUUUGUAUCAGGGGAUUUUCGGAGCUCUCUGUGCAUUAGCUGUUGGCCGUUGCAAUGGCUAAUGGAACCUGAAACCCUAUUAAAAUAGGAUUCUAGCGUUUUAAAGCUCUGUUACUUGUUGUUAACCUAUUCUUAGGGAAGAGCACCUCCAGCAUUGUUUUUUUUAUACAUGUGCAUCAGCGGAUCUCAGAGCUGUGAGUAGUAGAAGUCAUUGCAAUGGGGUGCAGACCAUGCAAUAUUAGAAAUUUGUGAAUCUCGGGUUUUGAAGUUCAGUAACAGUGGCGGCCAUGGCGAGCUUCUCCUCUGACGAGGAGGCAUGGGAUGAUCAAAGCCGUAGUGAGAGGUGUGGGAGUUACAGUGUGAGCGCUGACGUGAGUGAGUCAGAGAGUCUGAGUAGCUUCUCAGGGAGACGAGAAAUGGCAAAUAAUUCAGGUUGGGAUGAGGCUGGAACCAGUUGCUCGCGGGGUUCUUCCCCUUUUGGAUGGCCUGAAUUUUCAAAUUCUGGUAAGCCAGUGGUUGAUUUGUCGGCCAUUGCUGGUGGUGAUGUGGUGGUAUGGGAACAGAGGAAAGAGAAACGAGACAAUGAAAUAUCUGAGUUUGAGAUGAUGAAGGAGAGAUUUGCAAAGCUUUUACUUGGGGAGGAUAUGUCGGGUGGGGGGAAAGGUGUAUGCACUGCACUUGCGAUAUCAAAUGCUAUCACCAAUCUCUCUGCUACGGUGUUUGGGGAGCUGUGGAGGCUAGAACCCAUGGCCCCACAAAAGAAGGCAAUGUGGCAUAGAGAAAUGGAGUGGCUUUUGUGCGUGAGUGAUUCAAUAGUUGAAUUGAUUCCUUCUUCACAAGAUUUUCCAGGAGGUGGAAUCCUAGAGGUGAUGAUAACUAGACCUCGCUCAGACUUGUACGUCAAUCUUCCUGCACUUAGGAAGCUGGACUCCUUGCUAAUUGGGACCCUCGAUAGUUUUCAAGAGAAAGAAUUUUGGUAUGUUGAUCGUGGGAUACUAGUGGAGAAUGUGGAUGAUGGCUACCCUUUGAUUAAGAAGCCUUCUCAGAGGCAAGAAGAGAAAUGGUGGUUACCCUGUCCAAGGGUUCCACCAAAUGGGCUGUCCAUUGAUGCAAGGAAGAGGUUGCAACAUACCCGAGAGUGCACGAAUCAGAUUCUUAAGGCUGCAAUGGCUAUCAAUAGCAAUGUCCUGGCAGAGAUGGAGGUUCCUGAUAUUUAUAUUGAGACUUUGCCUAAGAGUGGCAAGUCUUGCCUAGGUGAGAUAAUCUAUCGCUAUAUAACAGCUGACCAGUUCUCCCCUGAAUGCCUUCUCGACUGCUUGGAUCUCUCAUCGGAACACCACACCCUUGAGAUUGCAAAUCGUAUUGAAGCUGCCAUACAUGUUUGGAGACGAAAGUACAGAAAGAAACGCCCACGCCUUGAGAAAAGUGGGAAGCAAACACCAAGAAGGCUCUCAUGGAGUGGCAAGGUCAAGGGUUUCGUAUGUGAUUACGACAGAGCCCAACUCUUUGUGCAUAGGGCUGAGACCCUCCUACGUAGCUUGAGGAUUCGUUAUCCUGGCCUCUCUCAAACAGUUUUGGACAUGAACAAGAUCCAGUACAACAAGGACGUUGGUCAGUCAAUCCUUGAAAGCUACUCGAGGGUCCUGGAGAGUUUGGCCUUCAAUAUCGUAGCUCGCAUUGAUGAUUUGAUUUAUGUGGAUGAUGCAAUCAAGAGGUCAGCAGUUGCAACUGUUUCUCCAAUGGCAAGGGUCGGAAAGGGUGGUGUUCCCGUACAGAAGAAGAUCUCACCCAGCCCUUUUUCUCUCCAAAACACCCCUUAUGCUUCGCCUUUUGCAACACCAACCUUUUGUUCGUCCACACCAGUUAUAGGAAGCCCCACUAGAGGUCCUCGUUCCCCUUCGACUGGUGGAAAUGGCCGGCCCAACCAAUGCAGGGGGGAGAAAUUGGUGGGUUCCGACAUGGAUAAGGUGUGGUCCUAUGCUGGAAAUUUGGGAACUAGGAAGGCUCGCGUUAGUCCUCCGGAGCGUGACUGAUGGUAUUGUCUAAAAAAAAGAUCAUUUAUUUUUUAUACAUAGAGGUCACAAUCAUUAUUGUUAUUUUAAAGUUUAAAUUUCAAAAUGAGCAGUUGUAAGAGUUUUAUUGAAUAGACAGUUUCAAAAAAAUAUUCUCACACUCCGUGACUCACCUGAAGCCAUCCAAUCUAACAUUUCAUGAAUGAGAAUGAUUGCAACCUCCAUGUAUAAAAAAUAUAUAGUCUUUUUGUGGACAAUCCCGCGACUAAUUGAUGGUAUUAUUGCAAAUGUAUGACUAUGAUGAUGACUAUGACCACGAUCGUUAUCAUGAUAAUGUGUUAUAUAUGGAUGGGCAAGUAUCAUUUGGAUCUUGUUUGUUCAUCUAUGGAUCAUCGGGUUUCAUUGCAAUUAUAAGCUUCUUUUUCAUGACUUUUUUUAUAAA
Messenger RNA from Amborella trichopoda, 2560 nucleotides. It is a transcript of the gene ROPGEF1, whose product is annotated as rho guanyl-nucleotide exchange factor 1. Lineage: Eukaryota; Viridiplantae; Streptophyta; Magnoliopsida; Amborellales; Amborellaceae. The record is from RefSeq and is a predicted model, not a curated record. Gene Ontology annotation, molecular function: guanyl-nucleotide exchange factor activity.